AUGGCUGAGAUUAUCUCUUCCUCUUCGUCACCAUUACUCUUGUUUGAAGGGGCCACACCAACUAUUCAACAACGCCUCCAAUUCAUCAUGCAAAGUCGAAGUGAGUGGUGGGUCUACGCCAUCUUUUGGCAAGCAUCAGAAGACAACAAUGACCGCAUUCUUCUUUCUUGGUGUGAUGGCCAUUUCCGAGGCCAUGACCAACUCAAACUCGGGUUUGACAUGAAGAGAAAGAAGGUGGCCAGAGGAAUUCAAUCACUUGUCAAUGGUGGCGAUGCCACAGACCCCGAGUGGUUUUACAUGGUGUCUGUGACAAAGUCAUUUGCCCAUGGAGAUGACAUUGUUGGCCAAAGUUUUAGUUCUGGUGCUUAUGUGUGGCUAACCGGUGAUCAUGAGAUGCAGUUUUACGACUGUGAAAGGGCAAAAGAAGCUCAUGGGCAUGGGAUUCAAACUAUGGUCUGUAUUUCAAUUUCAAAUGGUGUUAUUGAACUGGGUUCCUCAGAAAUAAUCGAAGAAGAUCGGGGUUUACUCCAACUAACCAAGUCUCUUUUUGGUUCUGACUCUGAGGAUAUCACCAUGGUAUCAAAACAGCCUGGUGGCCAUGUGGGUGAGAUUCUGUUUCCCCCGAACCGGAAUCUUUCCCUCCUAGACUUUGGUGUUCCAAAAGAGAGUUAUGAAGAGAGAAAUAAGAAAGAAAUGACGAUAGUAACAGGCCAGUCAUCAUCUGAAUCAGGGGCUUCUGAUCUUCAAGGCACUUUUUACUCAAAUUCAACAUUGAUGAACAUUCGUUCUGAAAAAAGAGAAAGGAAGACAAUGAUAAGCUUAGAAACACCACCCGUAAACCAUGUUCAGGCAGAGAGGCAGCGAAGAGAGAGGCUGAACAAUCGGUUCUACGCACUACGAAGUGUGGUGCCCAAUGUAUCGAGGAUGGACAAAGCGUCUUUACUUGCAGAUGCAGUUUCAUAUAUCAAAGAGCUUAAAGCGAAGGUAGAAGAAUUGGAGGUAAAACACCGAGUGGAAUCCCAAUCCCACAAGGCAAAGGUAUGUAUUACGGACCUAUAUAACAACCACCAAAGCACGUUUUCGUCAUCACCGUUGUGUAGCUAUGGGAUUGCUAAUAUAGCGGAUGCGGAAGUGGAGGUGAAGAUGCUAGGAACAGAAGCGAUGAUUCAAGUGCGCUGUGUGGACGUGAAUUACCCUUGUGCAAGGUUGAUGGAUACAUUGAGAGGCCUGGACUUUGGAGUUAUUCAUGCCAGUGCUUCCAAAGUGAAGGAGCUGAUUCUUCAAGAUGUUGUGGUUACUGUUCCUAAUGGAACAGCAAGUGUGGAGUCCUUGAGAACUGCUAUUCUUAGCAGGUUUCAGAUUUAA
Camellia sinensis is the source of this 1365-nucleotide messenger RNA. Its product is annotated as transcription factor bHLH14-like. Gene Ontology annotation, cellular component: nucleus. Lineage: Eukaryota; Viridiplantae; Streptophyta; Magnoliopsida; Ericales; Theaceae. Gene Ontology annotation, molecular function: DNA-binding transcription factor activity; protein dimerization activity; transcription cis-regulatory region binding. Gene Ontology annotation, biological process: regulation of DNA-templated transcription. The record is from RefSeq and is a predicted model, not a curated record.